Molecule: messenger RNA, 2204 nt
Organism: Owenia fusiformis
Lineage: Eukaryota; Metazoa; Annelida; Polychaeta; Sabellida; Oweniidae
Source: the annotation of a GenBank genome assembly
UGUAUCUUUCAAGAUACGUAUCAAUUAGGCCAGCCUCGUUUUGAAAUAAUUUACGCUAUCCCAUAAUUUUCCAAAAUGGCGGAGCCGGCUACUGUUGAAUCAAGUCCAGAUACUGAUCGUGACUUUGAUCCAAGUGCCGAGCAGCUAGUCAAUGAUUUUGAUGAUGAGCGCACAAUGGAAGAGGAUGAAGAGGCCCUCAGUAGUGAAAGUUAUACUGGCGAGGUCAAUGACCUUGAAAAGGAGGGUGAUAUGCCAAUAGAACAACUGUUAGCCAUGUAUGGGUAUGGCGGAACAGAACCUCAGGAAUCAAGGUCCAGCAGUGAAGAAGAGAUACUCAGUAACAAUGAUCUUACACUUGAUAAAGAUGAAGUGGCUAGGGAUUUGUUGACAGAGGAUGAUAAUAAAGAGACAAGUGCUGAUGAUUUAAUGGACAGUGUCGGAGAUGUACCCCCAGUUUCAUCUACAGCACGUCUUCUCAGAUCUCAGUCUCAAGGUAGCAGUUCAGAGGAGGAGUCAGAAGAUGAAGAUUAUGAACCUGAAAAUGACCCAAUGGCAGUCAACGACUGGAAAAAGACUAUACAAGUAGGACAUGACUACCAAGCCCAGGUGCCCCAGGGAUUGUGCAAAUAUGGAGAUGCCCCCGCAUAUGAGAAUGAAGACAGGCUGCUAUGGGAUCCAUGUAAACUUGAGGAAACUGAAGUUGAGACGUACAUGAAGGAAGUCCAACAACAGAACUACCAUACAGCUACAGGCGUAGCUGCUGUUCCCCAAGGUAUACAUGUCAGAGAUGAUGAACAGGCGCUUUACCUCUUACUGCAAUGCGGAAACAAUAUGGAAGAGGCUUUACGACGACGUAAAAUGCAAGCUGUCCCUCCAACAGAUCCGAUGAGUCUCUGGUCUGAAGAGGAGUGUCGCAAUUUUGAAAAUGGACUCAAGCAUUAUGGAAAAGAUUUCCACCUCAUACAGCAAAAUAAAGUGCGAACUCGUUCGACGGGGGAACUUGUUACAUUCUACUAUUUAUGGAAAAAGACAGAACGUCAUGAUGCAUUUACGAACAAAAAUCGUCUGGAGAAAAAGAAGUAUGCAUUACACCCAGGCACAACGGACUAUAUGGAUCGGUUUCUGGAUGACCAAGAGAAUCCCACAGCUCUUGCCCCUCAGCGAGAACGUUCCUCAUCGCCUAGCGUUAACUCCUUGCUCUUCUCAGACCACCAAAAGAGACAAUACAGACAGGAUGGGUCAGAGACUGGUCACUUCUCACCGAUCAAAUUCAACCCGGAGCUAAUGACGGGUACGACAACUAUGCCGACCAGUCUCCCAGCUGACCCCACUCCUGCUGUCUCUGUUAAUCCUACCCCAAUAAUGAGCAACCAAAGUGAACUCAAUAUGGUGCAUAUAGCAAACUUUACCACCAGCAUUUUAUCAGGGGAUCAGACUGUAGAGCCAAGUGCUAAAAGACUAAAAAUUGAGCAAGAUAGAGACCCAAGUAUAGCACCCUUACCAUCCCCACCAGCUGAGAAAAAUGGAGUUGAGAAUAAUGCCACGAAAAUUGGCCAAGUCGUUACAAACAAUCAUCACACACCAAUGGAGCUCUCUAUAUCAGGAGUUGAAUCAGUAUCUCCAGUUAAGGAGAGCUCAGUUAUGAAAGGUGUUGUUCCAGAGGAGAGCCAUAAUAUACAAACAGCGCAAUCUUUAGCACAAUGACACAUUCCAGACCAUACGCUAGAGCAUGUGCAAUAGCGUUGUCUUGUCCCAUACAUAAGAGACAUUUCUAUUAUUUUUAAUCAUGUUAACCAAGGCCAUGCUUCAUUUGAUAUUAUGAAUGAUCAAUUGAGUAUCUUACUUAUAAAAAUAUCAUUACACAAAAUCAUGUUUAUACAUUAUUUAAUUGAUUACAAUUGUAUAUGAAUUUCAUUCAAUGGAAACAUUGAAUUGCCUUAAUACUGAAAUUUAUUGUGCAAUUUAGUGUUCUAACAGUAUUGUUAGAAUGUAGAAGUGUAUCCCCAAUGAGUGUACACCCACAAGUGUAUUGGGCUCAUAGAAAGGUGUGUCCAAAUUCAGCUAAUGACUAACCAUGACUUACUAUAAUAUACAGGGUGUCAGGUAAUUUUAGAGCUUCUAAACUAACACAAUAAUAGGAAAUUUAAAAAAGAAAAUAAGUUGUACAUAGCGUGAGAAUUGAUAUAUAUUGUACAUAAAACAGA